CCGAACAGGGAACAGGCGGCCUCGAUCCAAAGCUUCCCACACACCCAUAUAUCGCAAUUCAACAACCGAUGACCUGUCAACCAUGGCCGCUUACGCAGCUGUCAGCUGCAGGUCCGCAGGCAGUCUAGUUCGCCCAAUGCACAGCCCUACGUCUUCACACUGGCGACCACAAAACCGUUCUAUUAACAAGGAAUCACGACACAAUGGUGUCCUCGUGGGCAGCGCAUUAGCUUUGCUGACAUUAGUGAGUGCAGAGCUAGCGGUGAAUUCACCGUUGGUGCACUCUGAUCUCGCAUUAUGUUCUGCAUCACCUACUUCCACUGCGAGUCUAUGCAGGCACGAUCGAACGGGGCUACUUCGUACCAGAAGCGUCGGUAGCUGGAAAUAUUGGCGGAUCCGAAUAUCCUAAAUUGUUUGAGCACUCAGCUUAUCCUACAGACCACUCCUUUCAGAGAGACGAAGUACCAUUAAAUGAACCGCGACGGUAUGUCAUGUGGCAUGUGUGGCUGUAGGGUGAUGACGAUCAAGGCCACCUCCACAAACGGUGUGCGCAUUCGAGGCUGACUGCUGCUGCCUUAGACUAUUGCUUACGGAAUAAUCCGGAACAUAUGACGAUCGUAGGGGAGGAUGUGCGAUCUAGAGUCGAGAGUUCGGACGUCGGAUAUGGGAUUAAGUUAUACGUUCCGGCGACAGGUAUGCCUCCGGAUGGGAAUGUGGGGAGUCUGAGAGUGUCUAGAGCCAGAACCCCUCCAACGGCAGUUGUUGCACUCCUGGUGUUUCGAGCCUCAGAUGAGCAUUACAUG
Didymella exigua CBS 183.55 is the source of this 803-nucleotide messenger RNA. RefSeq lists its product as uncharacterized. The record is from RefSeq and is a predicted model, not a curated record. Bases 83 to 409 code for a protein of 108 amino acids. Lineage: Eukaryota; Fungi; Ascomycota; Dothideomycetes; Pleosporales; Didymellaceae. The transcript has a single exon.